UCAUUAGCUACACUAGAACUCCAUCUUUAGCUAACUGUUGUUUCAUUUAAAUUAUGUUUUUAUCUUUUAUGUUGAUUGUCGUGAGGCCACAGUUUGACAGGCUUCACCGAGACGUUUGGUUUCUUCUUGAACUCAAACCCACUGGGGGCGCUAUAGGACAUGGUAGUCUUAUGUAAAAGAUGUGGUGAUAUGGAAGGAGGAGGAGAAGAACAAGAAGAGGAGGAAAAGUGUAGUGAAGCACAGGAUGUGUCUCCACAGGUAGUUACUUUAUUUUUCUACAGAUGCAGGACUCAACAAAUAUUCACCAGCAGACCAAACUCCACAGAGACAGACCACAGGUAGGAGAAAGUUCUGGGAUUACUGCAGUACUGGAAUACUGCUGAUACCACAUUAUAAACGGGAGAUAUUAUCAAGAGGAGCUACGAAACAAACUGAAAGCAAAACUUUCAACUGUCUUGACUGAUCCUGUCGGGCCGAUUCCUGUCUUCCUGCUGUGUUUCGAGUUUCACUCAGAGACAAAUGUUUUCUCAGUCAGAAGAGGAUCUCUCCUGUCCAAUCUGUCAGGACAUCUUUAAAGAUCCUGUUGUCCUGUCGUGCAGCCACAGCUUCUGCAAAGACUGUCUGCAGGCCUGGUGGAGAGAGAAACCUGUGCAGGAGUGUCCAGUUUGUAAGGAAAUACCUUUGACGAGUGAUCCACCUCGUAACCUGGCAUUAAAGAACCUGUGUGAGACCUUCUUACUGAAGAGAGAUCAGAGGGCUUCAGUAAAGUCUGAGGUUCUCUGCAGUCUGCACUCUGAGAAACUCAAACUCUUCUGUCUGGACCACCUGCAACCAGUGUGUGUCAUCUGCAGAGAUUCUGAAACACACACCAACCACAGAUUCAGACCAGUUGGUGAAGCUGCACAGGAUUACAGAAAGACGCUCCAAAAAAGCCUGAAGCCUUUACAGGAGAAACUGAAGGUCUUUGAACGUGUUAAAGGAAACUGUGAUCAAACAGCAGAACACAUUAAAGUCCAGGGCCAACACACAGAGAGGCAGAUUAAGGAGCAGUUUAAGAAGCUUCACCAGUUUCUGCAAGAGGAAGAGGAGGCCAGGAUCACUACUCUGAGGAAGGAAGAGGAGCAGAAGAGUCAGAUGAUGAAGGAGAAGACUGAGGCUCUGAGCAGAGAGAUAGCAGCUCUUUCAGACACAAUCAGAACCACAGAGGACGAGCUGAGAGCUGAAGACGUCUCAUUCCUACAGAACUACAAGGCAGCAGUGAAAAGAGUCCAGCAGCGCCCCCUGCUGGAUGAUCCAGAGCUCAUCUCAGGAGCUCUGAUAGACGUGGCCAAACACCUGGGCAACCUGACCUUCAACAUCUGGAACAAGAUGAGGGAGAUGGUCUCCUACACUCCUGUGAUUCUGGAUCCAAACACUGCUCAUCCAGAACUCAUCCUGUCUGAAGAUCUGACCAGUGUGAGACAUGGAGAGAAACAGAAGCUUCCUGAAAACCCAGAGAGGUUUGAGCUUCAUGGUGUUGUCCUGGGCUCUGAGGGUUUUAACUCAGGGACUCACUGCUGGGAUGCUGAGGUUGUGGAUGAACAAUAUUGGGCUCUGGGAGUGAUGCAGGAGUCUGUCCAGAGAAAGGAAAAAAUACUGACUGGAUUCUGGGAAAUUUGUCUCUCCGAUGGAAAAUACACAGCAGAGUCUCCACCACUUCCAUCUAAAGUUCUCCCAGUGAAAAACCUUAAGAAGAUCAGAGUUUGUCUGGACUUUGACAAAAGAAAACUGUCAUUUUAUGAUCUCGAUGCAAACACACACAUACACACCUUCAAACACACUUUCAGUGACAGGGUGUUUCCAUACAUUGGUACGAAUAAAAAACUUUCAAUGAAGAUAUUACCAGUGACAGUCUCUGUAACAGUGGAACAGCCGACUGUGUCAAAAGGCUUCUGGUCUGGUUUGCGGUCUUAGUUCGACAUGCUAUAUAUAGUUAUUGUCAGGUUAAGAAAAGUCAUCUUUUGGCAUCUAAACUUGUUGGAAACAAAAAUCUUUUAUGAAAUGUGAAAUUGCUUGAACAUUUUGUCCAUACAUCCAAAGGUGUUCAGCACAGGACAAAUGUCUGUAACUGAAUGAACAUCCUGGAUAUUUCCUGUUCUUCUGCAUUCACAACAUGAUCACACAAUACGUCACAAACGAUGUGGAGUUGACAGCAGAGCAGCUUGCUGGGUGUUACUGUGUGUUUUGAAUUGUUUUAAAUAGAUUUUUUUCCUUCAAUCUUUGGAAGUGAAAGCAAAAUCAUUCUCAGUGUUGGUGGAUGCUGGAAUUGUUUUUGCAUUUUGUUUAUGAAUUUGUGAUUUUGUUAAAAAAAAAAAAACAACUUAAAGUACAUUAAACUUUUAGAGUUGCAGCAAUUUGCCAACCAUUUUGUUAAUCAAUUAAUCUUUUUAAAGUGAAAAUGUUAAACCCUCCCCAGUUUCCGCUUUUCAUUUAUGAGAAUUUGCUGCUGCCAAAAUGAAGCUAAUAGCAGCCAGUCCAAUACAUUGUGGAUGACUGCCUAAAUGAUACAACAUAUGUGUCGAUUUUCUUCUUCAGCUAAUUCUAAAUGACAUCAAGUCUCACCUGUGUAGGAAAGAAUAAAUAAUAUUUAACAAAUAAGUGAAUAUCACCACAGCCAUGUAUGAACAAAAUCAGUGGCAGCCCUGAUGCAUUUCAACAAAAGUGGGCCGACUACAGAUAAUUAAAUAAAUCAGAAAACACACACUCAUGUUAGUGGUG
Molecule: messenger RNA, 2757 nt
Organism: Scatophagus argus
Lineage: Eukaryota; Metazoa; Chordata; Actinopteri; Scatophagidae
Product: nuclear factor 7, ovary-like
Exons: 1
Coding region: 520-1953 (477 amino acids)
Biological process (GO): protein ubiquitination
Molecular function (GO): protein binding; zinc ion binding; ubiquitin-protein transferase activity
Source: RefSeq, a predicted model, not a curated record